Aspergillus steynii IBT 23096 is the source of this 852-nucleotide messenger RNA. RefSeq names its product putative secretory component protein shr3. Gene Ontology annotation, biological process: endoplasmic reticulum to Golgi vesicle-mediated transport. The coding region runs from base 1 to 609 and encodes 202 amino acids. Gene Ontology annotation, cellular component: endoplasmic reticulum membrane. NCBI's taxonomy places the organism in Eukaryota, Fungi, Ascomycota, Eurotiomycetes, Eurotiales, Aspergillaceae. The transcript is spliced from 2 exons. The record is from RefSeq and is a predicted model, not a curated record.
AUGGCCUUCCGCACCGGGUCCUUUGCGACCUUUCUCAUCGUCUGCCCAACCAGCUUCUUCCUCGGCAUCAUCUUCUCCCUCUUCCCCUACGACUACCCAAUCCUAUGGUCCACCUCCCCGACGCCCCCCUCGCACUAUGACUACUUCGAAUCGCACCUGCGCUUCCUGCACGCCUCGCCCCCGCUGAUCCCGCGCAUCCUCCACAUCGUCAUCUUCCUGGGCCUCGCCGGCCUGAUCACCAAGCUGUACCGCCCCAGCGAGUCCAACAUGCUCUUUGACGGCGCGUCCCUCGUGCUCUACAUGUGCGGCGUGACCGUCUACAUCGCGAAUAUCGUCAAGGGGCUGAGGUUAGUCCAGGAGGGGGUAUACGGGGAUGAUUUGUUGAAGGAUGGAGGUGCGCUCGAGGAGGGGGAGCAGAUUCUCGGACGUGAGGACUCGUUGAAGGUGUUGGCCGCGAGUAAUACGAUUCUGGCGCUGGUGCUUGUUGGGGUCCUGGUGUUGCAGGCGGGGCAGUGGUAUGCCGAGAGGAAGGAUCAGAUUGAGGCGGAGAGCUUUAAGGGCGGGAAGGGGAAGGCGGAGGAGAAGGAGAAGGAGAAGAAGAAGAAUUGAUUUCAUUUGAUUUGAUUGCGAAGGGGGGGUUGUUUUGUUAGAGUUGGGGGUGGGUGGUUUAUUGUGGGAGGUUUGUUACAGGAUUCGUGGGUGAUGGGAAUGUAUGUUAGGGUGGUGUUGUGCUUUCUCGAAUCAUGCAUGCAUGGGUCAAUAAUCUAUGUCAUAUUGACUAUCUGUCCCUGUCUGGAGGUUCUGGCAACUAGAAUGGAAAAGUUCUACCGUCCGAUUGCUAAUGCUCUAGUC